AUGGAGCGGAAACGAAUGAGAAUGGAGUUGAAGAAAAAGUUAUCAACCCUAUUUCAUCAUGGACGCUUAAAAUCCCAGGAUUUCCGACAGCCGGGGGGAGGCGUCACGGCCCGACCCCCAUCGCCGGUCCUCACUCGGUUGCCAGUCCUCGCUCGGUCGCCGGUCCUCACUCGGUCGCCAGUCCUCACCGAGUUGCCCUUUUGCCUCGCCUCGUUCCUCGUCGGGAUGGACGUCCUGCUCUCCCUCUUCUCACUUCUCCUCCUCGGCUGGAAGGGGCAAGGAAAAGCCGAGCAGUUGGUGGAACUCGUCGGCUCGGACUCGACGGGGUCCCCCCCGACCGGCACGGAAUUCCCCCCGACCGGCACGGAACUCCCGGAAUUCCCCUCGACCCACGGCGACAACUGCACCGACCGGGCCAGGAGCAUCUUCGACUCCUGGAGUCCCCGAAACGCCAAGAUCGUCGGGGGAUCCGUCGCUCCCUACGGCCAAUAUCCCUGGCAGAUACCCAUCGUGGACCGAGUGAAGGUCACCGACGGACGGGAAUGA
This is a messenger RNA of Darwinula stevensoni, 546 nucleotides long. The record is from the annotation of a GenBank genome assembly. NCBI's taxonomy places the organism in Eukaryota, Metazoa, Arthropoda, Ostracoda, Podocopida, Darwinulidae.